Molecule: messenger RNA, 1014 nt
Organism: Guillardia theta CCMP2712
Lineage: Eukaryota; Cryptophyceae; Pyrenomonadales; Geminigeraceae
Exons: 4
Coding region: 201-740 (179 amino acids)
Biological process (GO): cilium assembly
Cellular component (GO): microtubule cytoskeleton; cytoplasm
Molecular function (GO): GTPase activity; GTP binding
Source: RefSeq, a predicted model, not a curated record
GCCCUGUCCUCUCUUUCCCCUUUGUUACCGUUCCUGCUUCCCCCUCCCUCCCUUCCCCCUUGCUGUCCUUCCCACAGUCUCCCGUGACAUUUCCUCCUCGCUCCCCCUUAUUCAAGUUCGCUGCUCGCGUACUUGCUUGUGUCAGAUCGACCUAAGGGAGAACACCAACAGUUUUACGUUCCCAACUUACAUAGCACAGAAUGGGUCUUCUCACGUUGCUUAGGAAGCUAAAGAAGUCGGAAAAGGAGUUCCGCAUUCUUGUCCUUGGUCUGGAUAAUGCGGGAAAGACCACGGCACUCAAGAAGCUAGCCGACGAGGAUAUCACCCACACCAUGCCAACCCAGGGCUUCAACAUCAAGUCUGUUAUCCAUGAGGGAUUUAAGUUGAAUGUUUGGGAUAUUGGAGGUCAGAAGACCAUUCGUCCUUACUGGAGGAAUUAUUUCGAUCAGACUGAUGCACUGGUCUUCGUUAUCGAUUGCUCUGACCACAGAAGAAUGGACGAGACGGGUGUUGAGCUCAACCAGCUCUUGGAUGAGGAGAAGCUCGCUGGUGUUCCCCUGCUCAUUUUUGCGAACAAGCAGGACUUGAUGAACGCAAUGGGACCAGAUGAGGUGACUGAGGUUCUCGGCCUCACCAACAUCAGGGAUCGUGCUUGGCACAUCCAGCCAUGCUCUGCCAAGACCGGUGAGGGGCUGCAGGGAGGCAUGGAGUGGCUUGUAAAGAACAUCAACAAGUCGUAAUGCUCAUGUGCUUGUUGGACAUUUUUCGUUCUUCAUGUACCCGAAUUCUUUGAAUAAUUUGAUAAUCGCGUGAAUUCCCCGAAAACAGAACCAUCGCACACUUGUAUUUCUUUCUGUCUGGACAACAUCUCAAUACAGGUAGGGAGACCCAAGAUUAUGAUGUCGGGUACUCACUCUCCACGUUGCAAAUUAAACACAUGAGGAAUUGGCCCAAGCUCCUUAUGCCGAUGUCUUAAUGGCCUCACAUCCUUUGCCUGAGGCCGACACAUUCUUU